Messenger RNA from Linum tenue, 2131 nucleotides. The record is from the annotation of a GenBank genome assembly. Lineage: Eukaryota; Viridiplantae; Streptophyta; Magnoliopsida; Malpighiales; Linaceae.
CCUAAAACUAGUGUUUCCUCGAGUGAGAAUUGCCUUCUUCAAUACGUCGUCUCACUCCCCCGCCACCACCACCGUCACCAGCCUAUUUCCUCUAAAACUCUAUAAAUACCUGUUCUUUCCCUAUUUCCCUCCUCUCUCCUCUCUGCUUCAUAAUCUGUUCGGUCCGAUCAUAAAAUCCCAUUUCUCUCCCUCUCCCCCGCCAAUUCUCCAUUCACAGAAAGGGUCUUCCCCCGCUUCCUGCUUUUUUCCCGGUGGCCGGCUGGCAAUUGCUAGAACAACCGUUUCCACCUGGAUCAUUCAGGCAGAUACGGAAGUGCAGAUUGGCCAGCAAAAGUCCUUUCCGGAACAACCCUUUUUGACAAAUAAUGUUCAACAAUAAUGUUCAACUUUAAUCGCUUGCUAUAAAUGUGGUGCAGCUUCGGAGAUGAGAAGUUUCCAGGAAGUCUGCGCUUGAUGGAUAGCACUCCCAGUUGCAGUGACAAGAAAACAUUGAAGAGGUGGUUUUUCAUUGACAAGAGGGUCGGGUAAACAAUCACGGAAGGCAGAUCAUUCUUUGCAAGUGCUUUGUCAUACACCUAACUCUCUAUAACUAGCUCACAAAGUGUGUGGUCCGAAUGGAGAUGAAAUCAAGCAGUUCGUCUCCAGUUCUAACUGAUCCAUCUCCAAUAAACAACUCGAGACUCGGUAUCCAUACCGGUCUGCCUUCAUUCUCCUCUGGGAAGUACAUCAACAUCCCUAGGAAAAAGAUAGGCAAGCUUGACGACGUUCGAUCUAAUGGAUGGCUCGAGGCCAUGAAAUCAUCAUCACCUCCUCGCAAGAAACUCAUCAAGGAUUUGAUCACUGCAGCUGAAGAUCCGGACUUUGCUUAUUGCUCCUGGCUGCUCAAGUAUCCAUCAGCAAUAAAAUCGUUUGAGCAGAUUACCCAUUCUGCAAGGAACAAGAAGAUAGCAGUGUUUCUAGACUAUGAUGGAACUCUGUCUCCAAUAGUAGACGACCCAGAUCAAGCUCUUAUGUCCGAGGAGAUGCGUUCUGCUGUAAGAAAUGUAGCAAAGUAUUUUCCAACCGCCAUAAUUAGUGGAAGGAGCCGUGACAAGGUUUAUGAGUUGGUAGAAUUAACAGAGCUCUACUAUGCCGGUAGUCAUGGGAUGGACAUCAUGGGCCCUACCAACCAAACAGCGCCCACUGACCCCCAUCUUAACUCUUGUGUUGAAUCUACUAUUGACAAACAGGGCAAGGAGGUCAACCUUUUCCAGCCCGCCAGAGAAUUCAUUUCCAUGAUUGACGAGGUUUUUAGAACCCUCGUUGAAAAUACGAAAGAAAUCAAAGGUGCAAAAGUUGAGAACCACAAGUUCUGUACGUCUGUACAUUAUCGUAACGUAGAUGAAAAGCAUUGGCCGACUAUUGCUCAACGUGUUCAUGAUAUCCUAAAGGACUACCCUCGCUUGCGAUUAACUCACGGGCGGAAGGUUUUAGAAGUCCGGCCAGAGAUAGACUGGGAUAAAGGGAAAGCAGUUGAAUUUCUGUUGGAGUCUCUUGGUCUAAGCGAUGGCAGAAAUGUGCUGCCGAUCUACAUAGGGGAUGACCGGACGGACGAGGAUGCAUUCAGGGUGUUAAGGCAAGGGAAGAAAGGGUAUGGGAUUCUGGUAUCGUCUGUUGCUAAAGAGAGCAAUGCUUUCUACUCUCUCAAAGAUCCUACUGAGGUAAUGAGAUUUCUGAAUUCCCUAACGAUAUGGAAGAAGCUGCUUGAAGGUGGUGGGAGUGGAGGAAAGAUGAACAGAAGAACAAUUUAGUAGUGGGAAUUCUAAUAAUAUGCUUCAGGCAAAUAAAACGUUUCACUUUUUUUCAGAGCAGCCAAAUAGUUUGCUCUGUUUGUUUUGGUUUCCUUUUCCCUUUUCACGUUCUAGAGAGAAUGAUGCAUGCAGCCGGCUAAUGUUGGUGCAAGCCAAGUACUAGCUAGCCCUUCUCAGUUCUCUCCAUAUAUAUAGUCUUGAGUACCCUUCCAAAAGUUCGUUGAUUACCACAGAAUUUUGUUCUAGAUCUCGUAUUCAAUGUAAGAUGACAAUAUUUAAUUUGCGCGUUUGAGGUAAUAAAAUAUAUUGUAUCAUCUUAGUCUUACUAUAGAGCACAACAU